Molecule: messenger RNA, 435 nt
Organism: Stylonychia lemnae
Lineage: Eukaryota; Ciliophora; Spirotrichea; Sporadotrichida; Oxytrichidae
Source: the annotation of a GenBank genome assembly
AUGUAAUUUGCUAUUGCUAUAUAUUGUCUACCUACAAAAGAUACGGGGGGACUACUUGAAUUCCUUCUUCCAAGUACCAACUAACACUAUCUAGAAAUUUCAGCUAUUGGAAUCGAAUUCUUAUUUCAGAUUAAGCUUAUCAAGAUAUUAGAGGAUAAUGCUUUCAUUCGCCUCAUUUUAGAAUCUGCUACGAAAAUUGAGAUUAAGACCUCUAAGUAAAUGGAAUUCAAUAAAUAAUAACACUCAGUCAAUGUUAAAGAUGUCAUUAGCAAGUUUAAUAAGUUGAUAUCUAAUAAGAACUACAAAGCAAUUUCUAUUGAAGGAAAAACUAGACCAAACAAACAGGCUCAGAGCUAGUAUUAUGCAAUUAAGCUCUCUCUUCAACAAAAAUAGCUAAUUUAGACAGCAAAAUUCUCAGUUGAUAAGAUCAAAUGA